GUCGCUUUGGACUGUUUUACCUUCACUUAUCCAUUUCUAGUACCUUUCGCAAUUGUCACAUUUAUGCCAUGCUCUUGUUAAUUUGUAGUUGUCGUCGCAAUUAAAGAUUUAAUACAUUGGGCGAAACAUGUUCCAACGACUGAAAGGGGCCAUAGAUUCCCGCAUUGCUGAAGAACAAGCUCGUGCAAAAGCGGCUCCUCCUGUGGCAAGGUCUGCAUCAACAGCUCGAAGGUCCAAUUCAAGAACCGAUUCUCCCGCAUCGAAACCAAGGCGACCUCGGCCGAAGGACAAUGAAGGCUCAACUGCGCGAGGUCCAGACCCUUCCGAAUUCGAGAACGCCUUUGUGAUAGAGGACGAGUCUGAGGGGCCUUCUCGCGUAGGAACGCCUGCAAUUGGAGAUGAGAAAUCACCUCAGUCAGCGGACACAAUGACUCCCGCUACGAGCGUGUCUGGGGAAGGGGGAGAGAAAGCAGGGGAAGCGUCUGCAGAUGCGCCAGCAGUUCCGGUGCCGGUUGAACUACCUCCAGAUGUUCGGACAAAGUUACGGAAGCUCGAGAAAAUGGAAUCUAGAUACGCGGACCUUCUGCGAUCCUACCGUAUAGCGCAUGCUCGAGCAGUUUCGAUAGAGCCAUUUGAGAAGGCUUUGAAGGAACACACACCACUUGCGACGAUUUCCGACCCAGAUGCGCUGGUAGAGUACCUGAAUCAACUCAAUCUGAAAGGGGAUAUGGUCAUGGAUGAAUUCAAGCGGGUCUCUGCCGACCGGGAUGAAUACAAGAAGAAGUUUGAGCAAUCCGAAAAAGAGGCUUCUGAGGCCAAGGAGGAGCUCGCAGCUCUCAAAAGUGCUAGCGGCGCCAGCGCCGAUGCCCAAGCUGAAAAAGCAGAUACUGCGAGCAUUGAUACCCCGACUGCAUCAGUAAAGUCUCCGGCUUCUUCUGUCAUGAGGAUUUUCUCUCCGAAACAGAAACCCGAGACCACGGACAACAAGGACAUCAGCGAAGAGUUCUUUUCAUACGAUGAUGAAAUUCCAAGGUUGCAGACUGAGCUCAAGGAGAAGACUGCAGAGGUUGAUGAGCUUAAAACCAAAGUCUCGUCUCUUGAAAAAGACCUGGAAACCGCUCAAGAGUCAAGUUCUGGGCUAGUAAGCGACCUCGAGAAAGCCACGAGGGACCUCAAUGCGUCAAGAGAAGCUGUUACUGAAGGACAAAGCCUUAGAGAGAAGAUUGAAUCCCAAACGGAGGAGAUCCGAGUCUUGAAAGACAAGUUGCAGACCACAGAGAGCCAGCUAGCAGCUCUCGAAACCGAUUUGGCGGAUCAAAAGAAGGUGUCGCAUGACAAGAUCGCAUCUUUGGAGACAGACCUUAUCAGCCAGAAGGAGGCAUCUGGAAAAGAUCUAAAAUUCGAAACUGAUGCCCGCAAAGAAGCCGAGAAGCUCCACAAGAAGGUAGAUGCACAAAUCAAGGAGCUAGAAGCCGCCAAAGCUCUCGACCUUAAGAGGAUAGAGGAGCUUUCGGAGGAGAUCAAAUCUCUGAAUAAGCGAGCCGAGGAGGCUGCAAAUCACGAAUCAGAAGAAUUAAGCAAAGUCGCACCCACGCCAACGUCCGAAGCACCUGCUCAGGCAGCAGCGACAGGAGCAGCGAAGAAGAAGAAUAAGAAAAAGAAGAAGGGUGCCAAUGCUGCAGCAUCUGCUUCUAAGGAUGAACCAACAGAAACAGCCCCGGAAUCAGUGCCAUCAACCCCAAUCGCCACCGACCUGCAAGCCGAGGUGGAAAGGUUGAAAGCAGAAGUCGUAGAUCGUGAUUCACAGAUUGCAAAGCUACAAAGCAAGCGGAAAACAGAGGAAGAAUUGCGUGAGGAGCUCGAAAACAUGCAGGAUAAUUACCUCAAUAUCGGCCAAGAGCAUGUGGAAGCUAAGGAGUUGAUCAAGACUCUCCGACAAGAGAAGAAAGAUCUUGAGGAGAAGAUUGCCAAUCUGGAGAAGGAAAUUGAUACUUACAAGACUCAAUCCAAGGAUUCAGAAAAGGCUGAAGCAGACUUGAAGUCUUUGACAGUAGAGUACGAAGAAUUGAAAUCAAAGUCUGCCACUCUUCAGACCGACCUUGGAGCAGCCCAGCAAUUGGCUACCUCUAGAUACAGGGAUUUAACGGAUCUUCGGGAUGUCUUGCAGAAAGCCCAACCGGAGCUCAAAUCUUUACGCACCGAGAAUGCGACUCUGAAGGCGACCAAGGACGAAUUAGCUGCCAAGACAUCGGAUCUUAGACGUCUGGAGGCCAGAGAAAGAGAUCUUAGAUCAGAUAUCAAUAGCUUUAAGAAGCAAGCUGGUGACAGCCAAAACGAGAUACGGACGCUGAAUGAAAAGGUCACACAAGAGACCAACGCCCGCUUGCGGGCCGAAGAUCAAAAUCGUGUUGCACAGCGUGACAUGAGAAGGGCGGAAGCAGAGAAGAUUCAGCUUGCAGCUUCUGGAGAAAAAUCAUCCACAGAGCUCGCCAAGGUUCAAGAAGAAGCUGGGAAGCUGAGAACCAAAGUUCGGGACCUUGAAGAACAAGUUGCGAAACUCACCAGUGAGUCCAAGGGGCUCAGGGAAGAAGUUGAACUUCGUGGAUCUCAAUAUAACAAUGCACAAGGACUACUAGGUAGCAUGCGCGACCAAGCCGGUGAGAUGGCUAUGCAACUCAAAGAAGCAAAGGAGCAGACUGAAUCACUCGAGGAGGAAUUAGCCGAAGUUCAACGCCUUUUGAGUGAACGUACUCGCGAGGGCGAGACGAUGCGACGUCUUCUCGCUGACGUCGAUGACAGAGCAGACGCCAAGGUUCGGGACAUGAGAGAACGCAUGGAAGCCGCAAUCGAGGAGCGAGAUCGUGCAGAGGACGAAGCUAGCACGAAUGGCAGACGCAGAGCACGCGAAGUGGACGAACUCAAGGGACGUAUCAGAGACUUCGAACGUGACCUAAAGCGAGCCAACGAUGAAAAGGGAGAGCUUGAACACGCUGAAAAAGAAUGGAAGCGCAAGCGCAACGAACUGGAAGCCGUCGCCGAGAAUGCUACCAAAGAUGCUGGGGAAGCCCGCUCUGCCAUGACCGAGCUUCGCAAUGCCCUAGAUGGCAGCGAGAAACAAGCUCGGGACACUGAGAAGCAACGAGCUGAUCUCCGCCGCAUUCUCGAUGAGGCUAAUCAGAAAUACGAGAAGUUGCAGAAGGACUUCAGAGCACUGCAAGCCAAACAGUUGAAGCUAAACGAGAGUAGCUCGAGGAGUUCACUUGACAGCGGACGCUCGAGUACGCCGGUUAAUGGGUCUGCACAAGCCGGGAAGAUGGAUUAUGUGUACUUGAAAACCAUUCUCUUACAAUUUUUGGAGCAGAAGGACAAGAAGCGGCAAGCAGAUUUGGUCAAGACCGUCCUUGGGCAGCUAUUGCAUUUUGAUAAAAAGGACCAAGAAAAGUGGAUUGCGGCGAUCUCCAAGUAAAAGUGGAAAAUGGUUGUUGUGGAACGGCAUAAGUGGAGUUCAUAUGGGACAAGCGAUUAUUCAUUAACUAGCGAGGGAGAACUGAGACGAUAGAGAGCAGUUCUUGGUGGGAAGGAAUCUUUGUAGAAUAGGCGAGUUG
Messenger RNA from Cadophora gregata, 3605 nucleotides. RefSeq lists its product as uncharacterized. Gene Ontology annotation, cellular component: Golgi apparatus. The transcript has 4 exons. The coding region runs from base 128 to 3466 and encodes 1112 amino acids. Lineage: Eukaryota; Fungi; Ascomycota; Leotiomycetes; Helotiales; Ploettnerulaceae. The record is from RefSeq and is a predicted model, not a curated record.